Messenger RNA from Xyrauchen texanus (razorback sucker), 1702 nucleotides. Its product is annotated as homeobox protein MOX-1-like. Gene Ontology annotation, cellular component: nucleus. Gene Ontology annotation, molecular function: DNA-binding transcription factor activity, RNA polymerase II-specific; RNA polymerase II cis-regulatory region sequence-specific DNA binding. The transcript is spliced from 3 exons. Bases 350 to 1123 code for a protein of 257 amino acids. NCBI's taxonomy places the organism in Eukaryota, Metazoa, Chordata, Actinopteri, Cypriniformes, Catostomidae. Gene Ontology annotation, biological process: positive regulation of transcription by RNA polymerase II. The record is from RefSeq and is a predicted model, not a curated record.
ACCGCUAGUAGAGCUGAGAGUGGAUGUAGUGGCCUUAAAGCCAAAUAAGAGAUUGAGUGUGAGCUGAUGUGUUACAACAGAGCUGAUCACAAGAUACGCUUUCAGAGAGAGAGAGUGUCAGUGUAGAAAGGCCACCGCUGAAAGGUUUUUGAUACUUCCGUAUUGAGGUAAACCUGACUGCAAUCUGCAAAAGUUGGACUUUGAGGUGUUGAUGUGCAAGUAAGACCACAUGCUGAAGUGGAUAUUUCUCACAUUGACUUGCACCAGACCCAAACAGCUGCAUCUCUGAGGACAACUUGGCUUCAUACUGAGUGUGUGUGUGUAAGACCCCAGCUGUGUGCUCUUCGGCAUGGAUCAACCAGCAAGCAGUUGCAUGCGGACCCCUCACACAGGCAGUGCACUCUGGGGCUGUGUUAGGACCCCUCACUCUGGAGGUUCUGGAGCAGGGCUGCAGACAUACCAGCAGGCCCCUUUUUCCCUGCACCAGAAGCACAAUUUCCUGGCCUACACAGACUUCUCCAGCUCUUGCCUGGUGCCGGCACCACACGCAUACCCACGCGAGGAGAGACUGUACCCAGAGACGCACGGAGGGUACCAAAGGUCAGCGUGGCAGUUCCCUCCCUGUGAACCACGAGGUGGAGGUCAGGAGCCGUGCCAGGCAGCAGCAGAAGCAGUGGAAGCCGGUGUAGUGGCUGAAAUGGACAGUGCGGGGGGAGACAGGCUGCCUGGAGCAGUCACUUCAUGUCUAGAGGAAGAGUAUUCCCCUCAAAGUGUGGCAGCGGUCAAAACAGAGAAAAAAAGUUCCAAGCGGAAAAGAGAAAUCACAGAGAUUCAGGAUUCAGACUUCAAGCCUGACUCAAACUGCAAAGCUAGAAAGGAACGAACAGCCUUUACCAAGGAACAACUCCGGGAGCUGGAGGCUGAGUUCACCCAUCACAACUACUUGACCCGCCUGCGGCGCUACGAGAUUGCUGUUAACCUUGACCUCACUGAGAGACAGGUGAAAGUGUGGUUUCAAAACAGACGAAUGAAGUGGAAGAGAGUAAAAGGAGGACAGCCUGCAUCUCCUCGUGACCUGGAAGCAGAUGAGAUGGACUCUGCUGCUUCUCCAAGCUCAGAUUAACUAGAGGUUUAUUCAUAUUUACAGUCACCCAGGCUCACCCAAGCUAUACGCAUGAUGUCCAAUUUUUCACUAGUUUCUCUACAUAUCCCGUUACACUGCUUCAUGGACAAAAGUUUUCAUGCUUCCUCUUGCUCCCCUGGCUCAGAUGACUAAUUAUCAACAGAACUUGAAUGGUUUGGAAGCACCAUCCAGUUUCAUUCAUGAACAGAUUGAGUGAAAUCAGAGACCUCUAAAACCCCAAUUAUUCACGUGUAAAAACAAUUUAUAUUAACUGUUCAAGCCCUGGUUUAAUAGCUUUGACCUCCAGCCAUGACGGCAUGAUGUAGGUCUGUUGUUGGAAUGGGUUCACACUGAUCAGAACCACCUGUGAAGCUUCACAGGCAGACUCAGGAUCACGUCAAACCACCAAAGCCUCGAUAUCACAUCUUUUUUUUACCCUAAACUGUGCUAUCAAGUUUCUAUUAGAAUAUACCUUUUUCCUUUGAGUGAUGCAUCUUUUUUUGUACCUUUCUUUUUACAUGAAAUUGAUCAAACAUAUGUUGCAUAUAAAAAUAAGAAAACAAUAAUUAAUAAAUAUUU